This is a messenger RNA of Loxodonta africana (African savanna elephant), 408 nucleotides long. RefSeq names its product ribosomal protein L38 (gene RPL38). Gene Ontology annotation, biological process: protein-RNA complex assembly; translation. The record is from RefSeq and is a predicted model, not a curated record. The transcript has 5 exons. The coding region runs from base 153 to 365 and encodes 70 amino acids. Gene Ontology annotation, molecular function: structural constituent of ribosome. NCBI's taxonomy places the organism in Eukaryota, Metazoa, Chordata, Mammalia, Proboscidea, Elephantidae. Gene Ontology annotation, cellular component: ribosome; cytosolic large ribosomal subunit.
UUAACUGACCGGAAGCGGAAGUUCAGGUCUUUUCCGUCCUCCUCGGUUCUCGCCGCUUGUGUCUCGGGCGGUACGCGGGGGAGAGGGUAUAAUCCGGGGCAAUCCUCUGUCAGGUGCUGGUCCGCGCCGGCUUCCCUGCGCGCUUCGUCGCCAUGCCUCGCAAAAUUGAGGAAAUCAAGGACUUCCUGCUCACAGCCAGGCGAAAGGAUGCCAAAUCUGUCAAGAUCAAGAAAAAUAAGGACAAUGUGAAGUUUAAGGUUCGGUGCAGCAGAUACCUUUACACCCUGGUCAUCACAGACAAAGAGAAGGCAGAGAAACUGAAGCAGUCCCUGCCCCCAGGCUUGGCAGUGAAGGAGCUGAAAUGAACCAGACAUGCUGAUUUGAACAGUAAUAAAAUUUUUAAAAUUC